This is a messenger RNA of Cryptosporidium ubiquitum, 1125 nucleotides long. RefSeq names its product ubiquitin C-terminal hydrolase. The coding region runs from base 1 to 1125 and encodes 374 amino acids. Gene Ontology annotation, molecular function: cysteine-type deubiquitinase activity. Lineage: Eukaryota; Apicomplexa; Conoidasida; Eucoccidiorida; Cryptosporidiidae. The record is from RefSeq and is a predicted model, not a curated record. The transcript has a single exon. Gene Ontology annotation, cellular component: cytoplasm. Gene Ontology annotation, biological process: protein deubiquitination; ubiquitin-dependent protein catabolic process.
AUGUCUGGAGAUUGGUGUACAAUAGAAAGUGACCCUGGUGUUUUUACGGAGUUGGUGGAAAGGUACGGUGUAAAGGGAGUACAAUUUGCAGAGAUAUAUGACUAUAGCGAAAGUGGGAUGGACUUAAUAAUUAGUGAGUAUGGUAAUGUUUAUGGGAUCAUUUUCCUUUUUAAAUUUACAGAAAAGUUUAAAGGAAAUCAUUUUUCUCAGCCAACUGAAGCCCCUCCGGAGAUGUUUUAUGCAAAUCAGGUCAUAAAUAAUGCAUGCGCAACUCAAGCAAUACUUUCAAUCAUAUUAAAUAGGUUGGACAUUGACAUUGGAUCUCAUCUUCAAGAGUUUAAGAAGUUCUCAAGUAGUUUUGAUCCGAUGACAAAAGGACUUGUAAUUGGUAAUAGUGAAGUAUUGAGGACUGCUCACAAUUCUUUUAGACCGAUUUCUUCUUUGGAGGUUUCUGACCCAGAACCUAAUGAUUCAAAAGGAGAUGCAUUUCAUUAUAUUUGUUAUAUUCCAUUUGGAAGAAAUGUAUAUGAGCUUGAUGGACUUGCUACAGGUGUUGUGAAUUUGGGAAGCCCCAAAAAUGUUGACUCCGAAAAUCUGUCAUUAGACAAUGAAAUAUCAGCUUUAUAUGAUAAACCAAAUCUUUGGAUAUCCAGGGUAAUGGAAGAGGUAAAAAGAAGGAUAGAGCUACAAAAUGAGGAUUCUUCUAAGGAUGAAAUAAGAUUUAGUUUGUUGGCAGUUGUUCCGGAUAAAAUUUCUGUUAUUGAAAAGAAAAUUAAAUCUCUUAAGAUAUCUAGGCAAGCACAUGUUGCGAAGCUUCUAAGUUUAGGAGGAGAUUUAAAUGAUGAUUUACAGAAUUUUUCUGAAGAAGAAAUUGAGCCUGAUGAAUUUGAAUCUUUGUUAUCUUCUAUUCCAAAUAAUAUUGUCUUAAUACAAGCAGAAAUUACUCGAAUUAACCAAGAAAUAUCUGAAGGUCUCUUAAUUAUUCAGAACGAGAAUUAUACUCGUGAAAUUUGGAAGAAAGAAAAUGAGAGAAGAAGACAUGAUUUUCUUCCUUUCGUUCUUACUCUAUUGAAACAUGCAUCAAAAAAAGGUUUAUUAAUGAAGAAACUGUCUCAAUUGCAGUGA